AUGGCUCUGAUUCAAAGAAGCCCAGGAUGCAUCCUUAGCUGCCUGGCAGCUUGCUUCUCUACAACUGCUCUCGCCACUUUCAUUACACUGUUCGCAGCGUCCGUCCUUGUAUCCACCCCCAUACAUAUGCAAGCUACGGUAGCUGCUGUGUUUGACAUUCUGGCUAUCACGAUCCUUUUCGUCUUCGUUGUCUUUUAUACCUGUACCGCUCGCAACCUCCAAUCUUACAAAUGGGCUCUAGCCGUUGCAGUCCUCUUGCCAUUUACAGUUGCAAUGAUCAUGUCGAUCUACGUUCUUGGCUGGAUGUAUAACAAUCUACCACUUAUCGAGACACACUAUCGCUCUGAAUAUCUCGCAUCCAUGGUCGCCGCGGCUCUCGCGAUGUGGACCCUAUCGCUCAUCACUCUCGGUGUUUAUGGUGGGCUCUACUGGAGAUCGAAAUCAUCAUUGCCCGAUUCUGUUCUUUUCACAUCAGACCCACUACAAAGCUGUAUGGACCUGGGAGAACACAAGACUCAAGCCCUCUCUUUAGACACUCUCUCACCUUACGCACCGAGCUUCAAUCGACCAAUGUCCACAUUCUCCGAUGCUUCCGAAGAACAGUCAACCGGCAUCAAGUCUAGUGUUCGCAAUUCCGUGCAACAGUUCCUCCGUAAGGGUUCGAAGAGCCCACGCAAGCAGUCAAAGGAGACUGUACGAUCAGACUCGAUAUCCGAGCGCAGACCAUCCGAUGGAUUUGAGACUUGGAGCGUUGCACCUAAUCCUACCACAGUUGAGGCAACAGAUGCUUUGACGGCACUGCGCGUCGCACAACCACACCGACUCGAGACCAUUCCUGGCAGUAGACCAGUAUCCCCCGCCCAUCCUCUCGAUGGACCUUUCCCAGAGGCAUGUGAGGAAGACGAAGAGGCUGACGAAGUGCCCGAGUCACCCGACUUUCCUCCUUUUGCUCCAUCCUUACACCGCCGUCCAUCACACCAACAGAUGAACCAGGAUCAGACCCAUAUUCAUCCCUUGUUCCGCAGUGAUAGUCCUUUGCCCUCUCCUGCUGCUUCUCCAGGCACCAUCAUCACCUCUUCACCAUUCGCUGGCCAGGUCGUCAGCCCUAGUGAUGUCGCGUUCGGCUCCCGCAGCCGUAAAGGCUCUGCAUUGAGUUCACGACCAUCCAGCCCAAACAGUCUCAUUCGCUCUGAGGUCUCGCAGCACAACAAAGACCUCGCAUGGCAUUGA
Messenger RNA from Aureobasidium vineae, 1230 nucleotides. The record is from the annotation of a GenBank genome assembly. NCBI's taxonomy places the organism in Eukaryota, Fungi, Ascomycota, Dothideomycetes, Dothideales, Saccotheciaceae.